This is a messenger RNA of Formica exsecta, 477 nucleotides long. Its product is annotated as probable cationic amino acid transporter. Lineage: Eukaryota; Metazoa; Arthropoda; Insecta; Hymenoptera; Formicidae. The transcript is spliced from 3 exons. Gene Ontology annotation, molecular function: amino acid transmembrane transporter activity. Bases 21 to 341 code for a protein of 106 amino acids. Gene Ontology annotation, cellular component: plasma membrane. Gene Ontology annotation, biological process: amino acid transport. The record is from RefSeq and is a predicted model, not a curated record.
UAGAUAAGCAGACAGGAAAAAUGAAGCUCGAUCUGGACCGGGAGAAGGGCCUCGAGCUCUUUGGCAAGCUGAUACGUACAAAGAACAUCGAAAAUCUGCAGGGUAAUCAGCCCAAAACCGGUCCCGAGCCACUUCAUCCAGCCGACUCCAAGCAGAAAUUACAGAAGUGCCUGACGACUCUGGACCUGACGUCUUUAGGAGUUGGCUCCUGCGUCGGGACAGGGAUGUACCUUGUCGCAGGAAUGGUGGCGCGCAGCGUUGCCGGACCUGGUGUCGUCAUCUCAUUCAUUAUCGCAGCCAUUGCUUCCAUUUUUUCCGGUGAGUGCAUCACAAGUUUCUAAAAAAAACAAAAAAAAAAAAUUACACUUCUCCGUCAUCAUCGGUUAGACACGUUUGACAAGACACACGAUGCAUCGUGCGACUCGACACGAAAUGGAUCAAAAGGUCACAAUCGUUCAUCGUAAAGCCGUUGUAUUC